This is a messenger RNA of Anguilla anguilla (European eel), 4456 nucleotides long. Its product is annotated as cingulin-like. Bases 257 to 3718 code for a protein of 1153 amino acids. NCBI's taxonomy places the organism in Eukaryota, Metazoa, Chordata, Actinopteri, Anguilliformes, Anguillidae. Gene Ontology annotation, cellular component: myosin complex. The transcript has 20 exons. The record is from RefSeq and is a predicted model, not a curated record.
GGGAUUAUUCGGUGGGUGGGCCUCAGGCUAUUUGUCUAAAAGGUAACAGGUUGUGCGAGGAGGAUAAUUUGCAUUUCUACUGAAAGUGGAAUUAGCCUAUACCCGAAGCCAUAUAAUGUAAUCCUUAUUUUUCUGUUCCCCCCUAUAACGUCUGGGCAUACUUGAAAAUACCUUUAAAUUUAUCGAUCAGGACCAAAGCAACGGGGACGAGAACCACAGCUCAAUAAGCGUUUGAGAAUCGACAUUUGUCACAGAGAUGAGCACUCUCUCAGCGGAGCGGAAGGCGCCGCUGGACUACGGCGUGCAGAUCCGCUUCAUCAAUGACCUGCAGGACUCGGGCGGGGGCUACCCGCUGGGCCCGCGGGGGGGCGGGGGGGGCGUGGGCAGCCCGCUCACCUCGCCCACCUCCAAGUACGGCGUGGCGGUGCGGGUGCAGGGCAUCGCCGGGCAGCCCUACGUGGUCCUGAAGGAGGGCGAGAAGGGGGACUCGUACGGGGUGCAGCUGAAGAGCGAGGCCCCGCCCCCGGCCUCGGCCCCGCCCCCGACCUCCUACAGCCUGCCCCGCAGGAAGGAGGAGAGGGGCGGGGCCGCGCCCGCCCAGCCCCUGGGCCGCGCCCACUCGCAGGACUCCCUCCUGGAGAGGCGGACCAUGGCGGAUUUCCGGGGCCUGGUGGCGCGGCCCCCCGGGGACGGGCGCUCGGGGAGCCACGGGGCCCUGGACGGGGGGGCGGCGGCGGCGGCGGGCGGAGGAGAGGAGGCGGCCCUCAACGGGGAGGCGGGGCUCAGGGCAGGGGAGGGGCGGGGCUUACCCGCCGAGUCCUUCCCGGACCCGCCCCCUCCGGUCGCGCCCCUGGACAACGGCCCCUCCUCGGCCGUGGACACCCACUCCCUGGCCCCCAUCAACAGGCUCAUCAGCAAGUUUGGCGGCGGCGGCGGCGGCGAUGGUGGUUCCGUGGGCCCGCCGCGGGGCCGAUCCAAGCCUCAGAUCCGACCGAAGCCCGGCGCCCUGGACGUCCACGACGGCGUCCCGGAGGCCUUGGCUCCGCCCCCGCUCCCUUCCCCCUCCCCCUCCCCCUCCCCCUCGCCCGUCCCCAACCCCUACGGCUCCUCCCCUCCGCCCUCCUCCGCCUCCUCCUGCAGCAGCCUGGGGCGGAGCUACAGGUCCAGCAGCAAAGCCAUGUCCCGCCCCCUGGCCUCCACGCCCCCCUCUAGUUGGUCGGUCGGGAGGGUGGUUGCCAAGGAGACGCCACAGAUAGCCCAGACAGAGAAGCAGGUUACUCCUGACCUGCUGAGGGACCAGGGUCAAAGUUCAGAGGUCACCAGCAAGGAAGAGCGAACGAAACAAGCCAUCUAUAGCAUCCUGAAGGAGGGGACCAGUGAAAACGCGGCCGCCACCAAUCGCAAGGUCGACCUCAUCUUGGAGAAGCUCCAGGACCUCGGGGUGUCCCAGGGGGCUGACCCCACCAUGAAGGCGGAGCUUGAGGAGUGCCUGGAGGAGAACCUGCGGCUGCAGGAGCAGCUGGACCGCAAGAAGGCCGAGCUGCACCAGACCCACAGCGAUGUGACGCAGCUCCGGAUGGAGAGGGAGGCGGCCGAGCUGAGGGGGCGGGUCCUGGAGGACCAGCUGGCCCAGCAGCAGGAGGACCUGAGGAGGGCGGCGGAGGACGCGGCCCAAACGGAGACUCUGCACACGGAGCUCUCCGGGGAGGCGCAGCUGCGCCAGCGGCUGGAGGACGCCCUGCGGCAGCGGGAGCGGGAGCUGACCGCCCUGAAGGGGGCGCUGAAGGACGAGGUGGCCACGCACGACCAGGAGAUCGAGGCCCUGAGAGAGCAGUACGCCCUGGACAUGGAGAGGCUGAGGAGCAGCAUGGAGCAGGUCGCCCAGUCCCAGCAGGGUAUUGAAGCAGAGCGCCUGAAGGUGAAUGCCUCCAUGCACGCCCUGGAGGAGCAGCUGGACACCGCCAGAGAGGAGCUGAGCACCACCAAAGAAGAGCUGCUACAAACCCGUCUGGAGAAGGAGGAGUUUGAGGAGGAACUGAAGGAACUGCAGGAGAGACUGAACUCUAUGAAGGAGCAGAUGCCUGAUUCUAGCCACGCACAGACGCUCACACAGGACCUGUAUCAGUGCCAGGACAGCCUGAAACGGGCCCGGUCGGACCUGGAGCAGCUCCGAAUCCAGCUGGACAGGAAGGGGGCGGAGCUGCUGUCCCUGAAGAAAGCCAGUGAGGACCGGGAGGCGGAGCAGAGUCGGGAGAUUGACAGACUGAAGCAGCAGUCGCAGGGGGACAGAGAGGAGCUGGCCCAGGCUCUGGAGAAGGCCAAACAGCCGGCGGCGGCGGAGGCGGGGUGGGAGGCGGAGCGUCUGCGGGACCGGCUGGCGGCGACGCAGAGGGAGCUGCAGGCCCAGAAGGCCGAGCAGCAGGAGCUGCAGGAGACCAACGCGCGGCUCAGAGACAAGAUCACCCGCCUGGAGACCCGUCUGGAGUCCAGCUCGUCGCAGAGCUCGGAGGCGGAGCUGGCCCUGGAGGAGGAGAACAAGGGCCUGCGGGCCCAGCUGGAGGAGGCGCGGCGGGGGGCGGCCCGGCUGGGGCAGGAGAGGGAGGAGCUGAGCCGCCGGCUGGAGGAGCGGGACCGCGAGAGGGAGGGGCUGAAGAGGGGCAAGACCGAGCUGGAGGAGCAGAAGAGACUGCUGGACCGAUCUCUGGAGAAGAUCGGCAAGGAGAUGGAGCAGCUGAGCUCGGAGUCCCGGCUGUGUGUGCAGGGGCUGCAGGCGCAGCUGGAGGAGUACCGCGAGCGCUCCCGAAAAGAGCUGCAGGACGCCCAGCGCCAGGGCAAGGACCGGCUCAACGAGCUGCAGCGGGCACAGGGCACCGCCCGCUCCCUGCAGGAGGAGCUGUUGCGGCUGAAGAAGGAGCUGCUCCUGUGCAGUGAGCAGAGGGACAGCGCCCAGCUGGAGAAGGAGCUCUUCUCCAACCGCCUCAAACACAGCGAGGAGGAGCUGGGCGCAGAGAAGAGUCUCCACGGCGACCGCAGCCGGGAGAUCCGCGCCCUGGAGGACCAAGUUAAACAGCUGGAGCUGGACCUGGAUGAGGAAAAGACCAACGCAGAGCUUCUGAGUGACCGUGCCACACGCAGCCGGGACCAGGUAGACCAGCUGCGUUCGGAGCUGAUGCAGGAGAGGUCCUGCAGACAGGAUGUGGAGGUGGAUAAGAGUGUUCUGGAGAGACAGCUGAAGGAGCUGAGGGGCCGUUUGGCUGAUGUGGAGGGUCAGACAGCGCGCCCCUCCACGGGGGUGUCCCACCUGGAGACCAAAGUGCAGGAGCUGGAGGAGCGACUCCACAGCGAAGAGAGGGAGAAGAGCAGUCUGCAGGCAGCUCAGAGGCGGUUGGAGAGGAGACUGAAGGAGCUGAACAUCGUAAUGGAGGAGGAGAGACAGAGACAGUCUGAACAGAAAGAUCAGCUGGCCCUGCGUGUGAAGGCCCUGAAGAGGCAGGUGGACGAGCGGGAGGGAGAGGUGGAGAGGCUGGAGGGACUGCGCAGGAAGGGUCUGCGGGAGGCCGAGGAGCAGCUGGAGCAGAUGGACGUGCUGCAGGCCCGAGUCUCCACCCUGGAGGCGGAGCUAAAGAGGAAGGCACAGCAGUCGCGUCGUCCAAUCCUGAGCUCCGCGGAUGACGAGGGCCUGGACGACACGUUCAGUAUAGCCUCCCUGCUGUCAUAGCGCCACCUGCAGUUCGGCGGCUGCUAGAACGAGCAGGAGACCGAGAGACGGAGGGAUGUGAAAAGGAGGGAUGGAGGAAGAGAGAGAAGGAACAUGAUAUAUAAAGAGAGGGGGAGAUUAGCAGCAGGUCUCUCCACCCCCCUCAGCAUUGAUGGACAGUGAUGAAGGGGUUACUCCACACUCACCACACAGAUAAUUUACAUUAGCAGAGCGCCCCCUGCUGGUGUCAGCCAGGUUGAGUCUUAAUAAUGUGUUUACUGCACUGAGCUUUGGGCGCUGUUCUACUGGGAAAGGGAGAGGGGUUCAUGGGAGCACUCAUGCUAGGGGUGGAGCCUGGUAGCACAGCAUCACCAUGGGGGGGAGUGGCUAGUUUGGGGGGAGGGGCAUUCUGCCGCGUUAGGUACGUUGUCGUGGUAACAUCGCACCGAAAGGAGGCAGCCACCAGUAGUCGCAAUGCUGUGGCACAACGCGAAGACAAUCUCGGACGCAUCAGGGUCAUGCUUAAAUUUUUCUAGAUACUCGACAGCCUUUCACACCUUCUGAAUUAGAGAAGAGGCCUUCACUUUUACCCUGUUAUGUCUGUCUCAGACUCUGCUGCAUUCAUACUCACUCACACAUACACACAGCAGUUCACCAACACACACUCAUACGUUCACACUAGUGCACAUUCACACUAGCGCUCACACUUACACACACAGGCUUAUCAGUACACCAACACACACUCAUACGUACACUCUA